AGUGUAGAAGUAGCACAAGGAAUUUACGAAUCGCAAUGGAUUGGUACUUCAACCAAGAUUCAAAAAUCUUUAAAAAUUAUGAUGUGUCGUGCGCAAAAACCUUUGGUGAUUAAUGUCGAGGGAAUAUUACCUGCACUUACUUGCAAAUUUUACACGACUUUUUUGUCAUCUACUCUGUCGUACUUCAUGACUCUCCGUGCAUUGAUAUAUCGA
Cotesia congregata is the source of this 213-nucleotide messenger RNA. The record is from the annotation of a GenBank genome assembly. Lineage: Eukaryota; Metazoa; Arthropoda; Insecta; Hymenoptera; Braconidae.